AGAAGGCUCAGGGAGUUUGUAAAUAAGCUGUGGAGAGGGGCAAUCAUGGUAUCAAAAUGGUAAAUUGCACAGGUCUCCUCAUGGAACCGAACCAACACCUGAUUUUACAGCAGACCCAAUGUCAGCCUGCCGAGCAAUUGUUCAGCUUUCAAGUACCAGGGGAGAGAUACAAGUACAGUAUCUGCAAAGGUGCCAGAUAAACAGUUGGAAUUGUUCUGACUGUCACACGGCUAGUUGGCUAACAACCUCAUCUCUCCCAAAAGCAGCGGCAGCACCUGCAGAGCGCCUGUGAAAUUUAAUCUUUUCGGCUUAUCGAGAGGCUCUUUGAUUGCCCCAUGGAAGAAUCUAUACACGAUCAUAUGUUGUCACGGGCCAGAGCAAUCUGUCCCCAUACGUAAUUUUUCUCGUCCUUGGCUCUGUCCUACCCCCUCCCUCCGGAAUAUGCCUGCACACACGUUUGUCGUCCUCUGAGGUGCACAUUUGCCAGGCGCACAGCAGAGUGCACCCCAUGGAAACUGUUUCGAAGUCGUUCGCCAGAGCAUCUGCCUCAAAUCCCCCACUCCCGCAUCCAUAAUUCUCCAGUCUCACAACCACCUGAUCCACUUCCACUUCCAGCCACGCUCAGCAGAAGCAGCACCAACAGUUGCAAUCCACGUGAAAUCGGGGGAGGAGAAAAGCGGCCAAGCAACCACGAUGAUCAUAUAAACACCAGAAAAGACGGCCCAGCUGUAAAUUAUACCCUCGAAUCGUCCGUCCACCAUCGCCGUGUGGGGGACAGACACCACGAGCUCGUGCCAGCAUACCAAAGGGCUCCUCGCUGCCACGACGGAUCUCACCAUUAACAUCCCGCGGGCUCGUCCAAUUCCCACUCACUCGAUCGCUCGUGGGGCACAUCUACACGUGAUUUAUACAGCCACGGACCUCCGUAAUCAAACCAGUCUCUCGUUCCGAGCCCCGGGGCGUUUGCGGAAUGCUGUGGAAUCCGAGAGGCGACUCGGGAAUGCUGGCAAGAGCAGGAUGCCAGUUGUAGAUUGGCAUGUCCAAAGGCUGGGGCGGCGAUUUCUUCUUCUUCGUCUCCUCUUCUUUUGCUUCGACCAAGGGUGACAGCUGCUCCUCGUCCUCCUUCUUCGUCAUCUUGCUGGCCACCACGGUGGCGAGCUGCAGCCUCGUGACGACGAGCUUCAAUGCGAAGCGGCGGCCGGUUUUCUUCUCCUUGUGCGUGGACACAUUCGCAGACUUCGCCUCAAUCUGCCGCUUGAUCAUCGAGAACGACUUGGACUUGGCCAGCAGAUGCUUGUGCCGCUCCGGAAUCGGGUACAGCAUGUACGGCUGCCCCGGCAGCAGAGGCUGCUCGGGGAGCAUGAUGUUGAUCUUGUUGCGGUUGCCUAUUCCCUUCUGCGUCUGCUGGCAGUGCACCACCAGAUGGUCCGGAUGCUGCAGCAUCACCUCGGCCGUCACCGUGGGGAACUCAUAAUUCUCGAACACGCCCUCCGUGUUCAUCACCCGCACCCUCGAUCCUCCGCUUAUGCACGCCCCCAGCGACACCGUCUGCCCCAUGAUCUUCCAAUUCCCUUCCCUCUCGACCCGGACUCGAGCGCAAUUCACUCACUCCCCCCCUCCACCGAAUUCUACCAAUUUUUUCACAUAUGUCAAGCAGCGAGCGAGGCCGAAGAAGACUCUGAUCAGAUAUGAAUCCAGAUCCUCGGGAACCUGAGAAAGGUGGAUCAGGAUUGGCUCCCUGCUGCCUGCCUGCCUACAGUCUAAUCAAUUUAUCGAUAAAGGUUGAAAUUGAAUUUCUUUUCUAAUCGGCAGUUGUCAAACCGACGCU
Molecule: messenger RNA, 1828 nt
Organism: Marchantia polymorpha subsp. ruderalis
Lineage: Eukaryota; Viridiplantae; Streptophyta; Marchantiopsida; Marchantiales; Marchantiaceae
Source: the annotation of a GenBank genome assembly